CUUGCUCAGAAACGUGACAUGAUUGCCACCGUCCGUCAGCGUGGCAGGCGGAAGAAGUCCUUGGAUCCGGCCCCUGCUGCCAAGUUUGUCGUACCUUUGGUUGUUGCUCAGCUUUUCUCUCCUUCUGCAAUCCUGGCCUAAUCAAUCUAGCUUCUCAGAACCACGCUUUCCAUUGCAGCUCGAGUCUUGGUACAACACGACGGCCAAUUACCUCGACGUAUACUUGUUCUUCGCAUAACAUCUGCCAACCAUCAUGGUGCUCACAGUGUUCCGCAGGUUCCUGCAGUGGCUCGUCGAUCAGCGCAAAAGACUGUGGAGCAACAAACCAUGAACAAGCUACGCUCUUCCAUGUCCUCGCUGCGCCCCAACCGAACUUCCGCCCGUUUUCACAAAGCUUGCAUCUUUGGGCAUCUUGGGAGGGGGCCAACGUGGCCUAACUUCCUAGCGUUCGAUCUAUUGCUUACUCUCCAGGCCGGCGUAGACCAACAAGCACCGAUUUUCUCCACUGCUCCAAGGCUGGGCGAAUAGCAGAGCCCCGCUGUAAAUGUUUCACAACGCAGGGCAUAGCAACGAUCCACAUGCAUAGGGUAUGUAUUCUUGACCUAUUCACGAUUUGCUUAGCCUCGCUGCCAAGCCGGUAAGGGCUGUACCCAUGGCCUCGAAGGCGUGAGUGUUGCUCAGCGAACGUGCAUACUGUGUACUGCACCACGGAUCCAAUUACCUACACACAGACCAUACACAUACCCAUCUGAUGUCACCACUGGCCUGUUAUUCCGUAGUUCACAUGGUUGGUGAGCUUAUGCACGACCGUAUUGACAUUUGCGCAGCGACUUUGGUUGUGUACGGUAUGGUUCCGAACCAUGGGAUAUGGGCCAACGGCCUGCAUCUGAAAUCAGCAUGUUAUGGCCUGUAACGCUCUACAUAGCCAUUCUAGUAGCUAUUUGAUGUCGGCCGGUGAGGUAUAAAGACUUCAUUGAUUCCUUCCUGCUCCGGAUAUCACCAACGAGCUUCUUCUCUUCACAUCACCAAAACAUUCUCAAGUCUUUCGCUCUUGCCUCGCGGCUACUUGACUCGCUCCAGUCGUUACUUGAUUUUACCAAUCAAAAGCUCUUGCACCCACUUCAAAAUGCUUUCCAAGAUCUUCUUCACCCUUCUUGCUGCUUCCUCUGCACUCGCCGCCCCUGGUGGAGGUUCUGAUCAAUGGGGUGGUCAGGAGGAAUGCGAGACCACCUGUUCCACGGAGUUGUGUACCCAAACCAGCGUCUACCAAGUGACUACUGAGAUCUACGAGACCAAGACAGUGUAUUACCCUGUCACGACCUGGGUUCCAUCGACGGUUGAAUAUACCAAGACCUUGACAUCGACCUCAACCUCUCAGAUUGUCACCUCAACGCCUGUCACCACUGUCAUCUGGCAACCAGUCACGUACGAGACCUGUAUUGAGGUGCCAUACACAACUGUUUGCGAAGAGGAGACCAAGGUGCCAGAGGUCACUUCUUCUGCUACUGUGUCGGUUUGCACAGAGGAGACUGCAGUUCCCUACACGACACAGUGGGUUGAAACCCAGACUACUUGCGCUACUAUCACCAAAGGCUAUGGUGGCUGGGGCAACUCUGGCUGGGGCAACUCGGCCAACGGCGGCUGGUAAUCAGCUGGAAUAUCUCGACCUUCACACGAACUUCCCACUCUCAUCCAGCAUUAUCAUGAAACAUUUGUUUGGAACACUAGUCUUUCCUUAAGCGAGCAUUCACAUGGGUGGGCUACAUAGACACCCUCCUUUUCGUCAACAAAAAACAAUCUAUUCGGCGGUAUUGGGUAGCAGACAUCGGGCUGAAAAUACGGGACGGAUCGGGCGUUUUCUUGAUUUCCUUUAUCACGUAUCGAAAAGGAGCAGCCGCUCAUAUGCUCCCACGAGAUGCGGAUGACAUUCCUUAAUGAUUAAUUUAGUAGUACAUAAUGUCAAGAAACACCUUUCUGCUCGAUCCAAAA
This is a messenger RNA of Verruconis gallopava, 1989 nucleotides long. RefSeq lists its product as uncharacterized. The transcript has a single exon. NCBI's taxonomy places the organism in Eukaryota, Fungi, Ascomycota, Dothideomycetes, Venturiales, Sympoventuriaceae. The record is from RefSeq and is a predicted model, not a curated record. Bases 1127 to 1648 code for a protein of 173 amino acids.